This is a messenger RNA of Ziziphus jujuba (common jujube), 1297 nucleotides long. RefSeq names its product transcription repressor MYB6. Bases 289 to 1278 code for a protein of 329 amino acids. Lineage: Eukaryota; Viridiplantae; Streptophyta; Magnoliopsida; Rosales; Rhamnaceae. The record is from RefSeq and is a predicted model, not a curated record. The transcript has 3 exons.
GCAACCACUUGUCCUUGUCAACAACCGGGUCAAAAUAUUGCAGUUCCCUUGCUUUUUUUUCUUCAAUGUUACAAUUAAAAUAAAAUAAAUUGUAAAAAGUCCCAACCUUCUGUCAAUUGCAUUUAAAUUCUUCCUUUCUUCUUAUCGUGGUCGUCCAAUUCCUUUAUUAUUUCCAACUUCCAUUUCCCCCAAAAAUUCUCUCUCUCUCUCUCUCUCUCUCUCUGUGAAAAGAGGAAAAGUGGAAGUGGUGUUGUUAUUGGAAUAAUAUUAGCUAGUAAGCAAUUGGAAAUGGGAAGGUCACCAUGUUGUGAGAAAGAACACACAAACAAAGGAGCAUGGACCAAAGAAGAAGAUGAGCGUCUCAUCAACUACAUCAAACUUCAUGGUGAAGGUUGCUGGAGAUCUCUCCCCAAAGCUGCUGGAUUGCUUCGUUGUGGGAAGAGUUGCAGACUUAGAUGGAUAAACUACCUGAGACCUGAUCUCAAGAGAGGCAAUUUCACUGAAGAUGAGGACGAACUCAUCAUCAACCUUCACAGCCUACUAGGAAACAAAUGGUCUCUAAUAGCGUCACGGUUACCUGGAAGAACAGACAACGAGAUAAAGAACUACUGGAACACCCACAUCAAGCGGAAACUCCAUAGCCGAGGAAUCGAUCCCCAAACUCAUCGUCCCCUACUAGUACACAACACUAGUACUACCACCACCACCACUACUAGUAUUACCAAACCACCUCCUCCUCUUCCUACUUCAAGUUCAAGCAUUAAUAUCAUUAAUAUUAAUGAUCAACAAAAAUCCAAAACCAAAUCCCACCAUAUUCAGCUUGCUGAUGGAGCACAACAAUCAGCUGCAGAAGAAGAACAAGAACAAGAAGAACAACAAGAUUCAAACAAUACUAGCACUAGUACUGUGAUGACUGGUGAGGAUAAUGAUUAUUUGUCUCAUCUCAAUAUCAACCUUGACCUCUCUAUAGGCCUUCCCAAUCCCUCCUUUCAGCCUCAUCCCCAUCAUCAAAUUUCCUUCUCCCAAGUUUCUGAUCAAUAUUCAAACACUACUACUGCUGCUGCUGCUGCUCAUGCUCAUCAUCACCAACCAAUUACCAAACAACAGCAACAACAACUAUAUUAUAAUGGGACUAAUAAUUAUGUAAAUGGCGCUGUGUGUUUGUGUUGCCAUUUAGGGUUUCAGAAAAACCAACAUCCAUGUGCCUGUAUUAAUUCUGUGGUAACUACAACUGCAGCUGAUCAUAAUAUCCACUUUUUUAGAUAUUAUAUACCUUAAUAUAUUCAUUCUUAUUUUA